AUGUAUCUUGGUGAAAGAGGAUAUUCCAGGGGUGAGAUUGACAAGACACUAUUCAUAAAUAGAACCAACACUGAUCUCAUUGUAACUCAAAUUUAUGUUGAUGACAUCAUCUUUGGUGGAUUUCCUAAAACUCUUGUUGAUAAUUUCAUUAACAUAAUGAAAUCAGAAUUCGAAAUGAGCCUAGUAGGUGAACUAUCAUGCUUUCUGGGGUUGCAGAUCAAACAGGGAAGUGAGGGAAUGUUUAUAUCACAGGAGAAGUAUGCCAAGAACUUAGUCAAGAAGUUUGGUCUGGAUCAGUCACAACACAAAAGGACUCUUGUUGCGACUCAUGCUAAAAUUACAAAGGAUAUGGUAGGUACUGAAGUUGAUCACAAAUUGUACAGAAGCAUGAUUAGAAGCCUUUUAUAUUUGACAGCAAGCAGACCUGAUAUUGCCUAUGCUGUGGGAAUAUGUGCUCAGUAUCAGUCAGAUCCACGUACCUCUCAUUUAAAUGUAGUUAAACGAAUAAUUAAGUAUGUUCAUGGAACAACUGACUUCGAGAUUCUGUACUCCUAUGAUACAUCCUCUAAACUAGUGGGAUAUUGUGAUGCCGACUGA
This is a messenger RNA of Cucumis melo (muskmelon), 597 nucleotides long. RefSeq lists its product as uncharacterized. Bases 1 to 597 code for a protein of 198 amino acids. The record is from RefSeq and is a predicted model, not a curated record. Lineage: Eukaryota; Viridiplantae; Streptophyta; Magnoliopsida; Cucurbitales; Cucurbitaceae. The transcript has a single exon.